AUGUCUAGGGUAGUACGAAACUCUAAAUUUCGCCAUGCUUAUGGUAAAUCAGCCAAAAAGACUGAUUGGUACGAUAAUAUUCGAGUGACUCGAUCUUCUGCGGACGGCCAUUAUUGUGAUGCUAACCCUAAAUUUUUAGCGGUAGCAUUGGAUGCAAGUGGCGGUGGUGCUUUCGUAGUAUUACCGAUUGAUCAGGUUGGAAGAGUAGAUACUGCUAACCAAGCAGUUGUUAAUGGCCAUAAGGGGCCUGUGCUUGAUAUUGCAUUUAAUCCUUUUAAUGAUAACGUUGUUGCGUCGUCGUCGGAAGACUGUACCGCUAAGAUUUGGUUUAUUCCUGAUGGUGGACUCGAAGAGACCAAAACAGAAGCAGAAGUUACUUUGCUAGGCCAUCAAAGGCGUGUUACUCAUGUUCGUUGGCAUCCUACUGCUAAUAAUGUGUUACUGACCAUUGGUGGUGACUAUGCAAUUCUAGUAUGGAACAUAUCCAGUGGCGAAAUUAUAACUAAUAUCAACUGCCAUACAGAACUAAUUUUCAGUGCUUGUUUCAAUUAUGAUGGCAGCUUACUGGCUACUACCUGCAAAGAUAAAAUAAUUAGAGUUAUUGAUCCACGUAGUGGUGAUGUAAUUAAGGAAGGCAAAGGUCAUGAUGGCGCGAAACCUCAGUUUGUUGUCUUCGCCGAUGGUCAUAAUCUAUUAUUUACUGUCGGUUUUUCAAGAAGAAGUGAUAGGCAAUUUGCUGUAUGGAAACAGGAUAAUUUGGAAAAACCUUUGGAAUUACAGAAUAUCGAUGUUUCUAAUGGAGUCUUGUUUCCAUACUAUGAUUAUGAUACCAGUAUAAUGUAUCUAGCUGGAAAGGGAGAUGGAAACAUUCGCUACUUUGAAAUAAUCGAUGAGCCUCCAUAUUGCUAUUAUUUGAAUGAAUUUAAAACACCAGACCCGCAACGAGGAUUAGGUCGUAUGCCUAAGCGUGGCGUGGAUGUAAAAUCAUGCGAAAUUUUUCGAUUUUAUAAAUUGCACGCCAGAGGUGCUGUUGAGCCUAUUUCAAUAAUUGUUCCGAGGAAGAGUGAACUUUUUCAAGAUGAUCUUUAUCCUGACACCAAAGGUGAUGAACCGUCUCUUAAGGUGGAAGAGUGGAUAGCUGGCAAAAACGUUCCACCGAAGCUUAUAUCUUUAAAACAUGGGUAUAAUCCUAAUCAAAAGCAACAGCAACAAAUAAAGCUGUCACCGAAAGUUUCUGUCAAGAAGAAGGAAAGCGUCGAAAAUGAUGUCAUCAUUAAUGAGGAGGUAGUCUCGAUGCCGUUGUCAUCAGAUACCGCAGCAGAUAAUGACGAUCUUAUCAAGGAAAUACAACAUUUGAAAUUACAAAUUCAAAAUCAGGAAGACCGUAUAACAAAGCUUGAAGAACAAGCUAAAGCAAUUGUAGAAGCACAGUAGUCUGUUGUAUUGAUUCUAUUUGGAGAUUCCAUACUUAUCCUUACUUAGUAAUACCCAUCAAAUACAAACCUUUUAACUAAUUAAAUCAGAAAUAACGAACGUCUCUAAACUGCUAUUAUAAAUACACUUC
This is a messenger RNA of Trichoplax adhaerens, 1564 nucleotides long. RefSeq lists its product as uncharacterized. Gene Ontology annotation, biological process: actin filament organization. The record is from RefSeq and is a predicted model, not a curated record. NCBI's taxonomy places the organism in Eukaryota, Metazoa, Placozoa, Uniplacotomia, Trichoplacea, Trichoplacidae. The transcript is spliced from 7 exons. Gene Ontology annotation, molecular function: actin filament binding. The coding region runs from base 1 to 1434 and encodes 477 amino acids.